AAUUAGAGAGAGGGGUGCUAAAUGAGGAAGAAUCAAGUACUGCAGGCUACAUUAACUAAAUGACGGUACCGCCCUCUGUUUAAUACAUCACAUGAUAACGAUGGAAGCUGUUUUUCAGAAUAAAAGAGCAGAGAAGCGGUACCGUGUGUCAGCGUGCUUCCAGCUAGUGAAGACCACCGUGUUGUGAACUAGCGCUUUUUAACGGGGCACCUUUAAUCUUCAUCAUGGCGGACAACAGCAUCAACAACCUGACAUCUCUGGCCCGGGCUCUGUCUCAGCCUAAACUGGACCUGAAAGAAGUGAACGAUAUUAGUUCUCUGAGAAAUCUCCAGCUGCAUCCAUGUCGAAGGAGACAGCUGUCGAGCUGCAGCUCGUUUGAGACGGUUGAACCGGCGGCGGCGGCGGCGGCGGCCACUUCACCGACGUCCGCCCUCGAGGCUCGAGUCCUGGUCAUCAACACCGGAGGAACCAUCGGGAUGACACUUCAUGAUAACGUGCUCGCCCCACAAGCCAAUUCUUUUGUUCAGAGCUUGCGUAAGUUGCCCAUCCUACACGAUGAGUUGUACGCCCAGCAGACCUGCCUCUAUGACUACUAUGGAUCUGAGAACAGCCUGGUCCUGCCGAAGCCAACGCCCCAUUCUGACCGUCUAUUUCACGGGCUGAGUGAAGAUAAUAAGAGGAUAAUCUACAAUAUUGUAGAGUACAGUCCUUUGCUGGACUCCUCCAAUAUGACCACAGAUGACUGGGGUCGAUUUGGAAAGGACAUUGAGAAAAACUACGAAAACUACGAUGGUUUUGUGAUCCUCCAUGGCACAGACACCAUGGCUUACACUGCCUCUGCCCUGUCCUUCAUGUGUGAACAUUUGGGCAAACCAAUCAUUCUCACCGGAUCACAGGUGCCGAUCUAUGAGAUGAGGAAUGACGGCAGAGACAACCUGCUGGGGGCGCUGCUGAUUGCUGGCCAGUUUGUCAUUCCUGAGGUGUGCUUGUAUUUCUACAACAAACUCUACAGAGGGAACCGUGUGACCAAGGUGGAUGCUGGGAGUUUCAAUGCGUUCUCCUCUCCUAACUUGCCUCCUCUGGUCGUUUGUGAAGUGGACAUUACAAUCAACUGGGACACAGUGUGGAGGGCAAACACCACAGCAAAGUUUCACGUGAGCACUGAGCUGAACAGGAAUGUGGGCCUGCUCCGGCUCUUCCCAGGAAUCACUUCUGCUACUGUGAAGGCUUUCCUGCAGCCGCCCAUGGAGGGUGUGGUACUGGAGACCUACGGCAGUGGAAAUGCCCCCGAUAACCGUCCUGACCUGCUGAAUGAGCUGAAGAAGGCCACCGACUCCGGUGUCAUCAUCAUCAACUGCACCCAGUGUCUGAGGGGGACCGUGUCUGCAUCUUAUAACACCGGCAAGGUGUUGAUGGAUGCAGGGCUGAUAGCUGGUGGUGACAUGACUCCAGAGGCUGCCUUGUCAAAGCUGUCCUACGUACUGGCCAAGAAAGACAUAACUCUGGAUGCCAAGAAAAAGAUGAUGGCUCAGAACCUGCGAGGUGAGAUGACCUCUGACUUGGCAGGAGCCAAGUUGUGUCUGAGCGACAGCCGCUUCAUCCAGGUCAUCGCCAAGUCUCUAAGCGUCAGCUGCAAGGCGGAGCUGGAAGCCAUCCGUGAUGCCCUGACUCCCCCUCUGGCGUGUGCUGCUGCGAAGAUCGGAGACAUAGAGGCCUUCGAUGCCCUAAAGGAAAUGGGCAGUAACUUCUGUCUGGGUGACUACGAUGGACGUACACCCCUACAUAUUGCCGCCUGUGAGGGCCACCUCAAACUGGUGGAGUACCUACUGAAUAACGGAGCUACAGUCUAUGCUAAAGAUCGCUACGGGGACACACCCCUAAGCAACGCCGUGCGCUUCAGGCACAAGGAGGUGGUGAAGCUGCUGAGAAAGACCGGAGCCCACUUCUCCAGAGACGGGCUGGAUGAGGCGGGAACUGAACUGUGCAGCCUGGCAGCCAGCGGUGACCUGGAGGGCCUGGAGAUCUGGAGCCUUGCCGGAGCUGAUCUGAAUAAACCCGGCUACGACGGACAGACAGCGCUUCGAGUGGCCCAAGCUGUUGGCAAAAAGGAUGUGGUGGCCUUUUUAGUCCAACUCUUGAGCAAAAAACCCAAGACAGUAUUUGGUGAAUUUAAUGAGUAUGAUGAAUAUGAUGAUGAUGAUGAGGUUCCAGUUUCUAAAACAGCGGAGUGAUCGAGUUCACCGCCACCCCGACAGGACUGUGAGCUGACGCUACCUCAACCGACAGGAACCGUCCUCUGUUUGCAUCCACUUCCUCCCAAGCCGUCCUCGACACGCCAUCCGAAAAACCAUCCUGUUGAAUUUCAGAGUUGCUGCCACGAUGAAUCCUUAGAUUUGCUUCCUUUUUUAAAGCCGUCGCUGCUUACACUGAUUAUACCCAUUAAUAGCACAACAUUGUGUAACCAGUACACUACAUGUAUGUUUUGAUUGUUGCACAGUAGUAUAUGUAUGUGAAUGUCCAAUCAGGGAUUAAACAUGGGGAGAGCUGAAACCUCCCAUUAGUCCAUCAACAGGAUUGUGGUUAAAUCAUUAUUAUUAUACGCACUUAAAGAGUUAAAGAACUUUGCUGUACCAUUACUUUAUAAAGUAACAUAGCAAUAUAUUCAGGAUAUCUGAACCUACAGGGUACAGUCACAGAUUGUAUUUUUAUGCAUAUUUUUUUACAGUGAGAUGCUGGAAAAGUGCCAUGUAAACUAAUGAAGACCAGGUUGUCUUUUUAUUAUCUGGAAUGUUAUUCAACGUGUAACACUUGUCCACCGGCCCCAAAGCAGAGAUUUUCAUUUCCUGUUGCUCAAACAGGUACUACAAAAACCUUUUCAGACUCAUCCAGCCUGUUUCUUGCACUGAUUACCAAGCUGGAAGUGUCGCAUAUCUCUCUUUGAAAUGGAAAAAGGGGGAAAUCUGACUAUUGUGUGAGCCUGCACUUUCUGUGCUCUCCAAUGAAUGUCUUCUUAUAUUAUUUGCGUCCACGAUGACAAAAAAAAUGACGUUGUGUGCUUCCUUAUCUUUGUAAACGGUGUUAAAACAUCGCUACUCUUGUUUGGUUUUAAAAAGUGAAUUAAAUCAAUCUAGGUCAGUUUAUUUUGCACUGUGAUGUUAACAUCUGUAAAAGAAUCGUCUGUGAUUAAUGUGUGCAAACUAAUUUAAAUGACUUGAAUUUGUUCCUGCCGUUACCAAUGUGGUUAUCGUCACAAUGCUGUAUUCAAAAAGGAUGUUUGUGAAAGUGAUUUGGUGGUAUUCAUUCUGUGAAAAAAAAAAAAACAGAAAUAAAUCUCUUGUUUCAAA
Messenger RNA from Sebastes umbrosus (honeycomb rockfish), 3344 nucleotides. It is a transcript of the gene aspg, whose product is annotated as asparaginase homolog (S. cerevisiae). Gene Ontology annotation, molecular function: asparaginase activity; protein binding. Gene Ontology annotation, biological process: amino acid metabolic process. Lineage: Eukaryota; Metazoa; Chordata; Actinopteri; Perciformes; Sebastidae. The record is from RefSeq and is a predicted model, not a curated record. Bases 225 to 2231 code for a protein of 668 amino acids. The transcript is spliced from 19 exons.